CUAUUGCUGACGCCAGAGAGUGUGCGUCCACAGUUUAUCAGGGAGCUUGGUGGCCAGCCCCUUAUGCGCCCCAACCUGAGGCAUCUUAACUCAGGCCACUCUUAGAAUAGUAGUAACCGCCAGAAAGGAGUCGGAAGAGGUCCCACGAGGCUGUCUUCACCGCUAUGCCCAAGAAUAAAGGUAAAGGAGGUAAAAACAGGCGCAGGGGUAAAAAUGAGAAUGAAUCUGAAAAAAGAGAGCUGGUGUUUAAAGACGAUGGACAAGAGUAUGCUCAGGUAAUCAAAAUGUUGGGAAAUGGACGAUUGGAAGCACUGUGUUUUGAUGGUGUAAAGAGGUUAUGCCAUAUCAGAGGGAAAUUGAGAAAAAAGGUUUGGAUAAAUACUUCAGACAUUAUAUUGGUUGGUCUACGAGACUAUCAGGCUUGGGCAAGUGCUAUAGAACAUUCUGUCCUCAUCCAUUUAAAGGCCAAUGGUGUUUCAGGCAUUCCGCGAGGUAUUUCAGACAUUGUAGUUCCCAAAUGCCGGUCUGAGAAAUAGUACUGGUGCAGGCUGAAUUUUCAAUGCUCUGAAGUCAAACUAGAAGAUACAUAGUUAGGAUGUUCUUCAUGGAACACAAUUGUUUGUUUACCUUUUAAAUGUAUAUUUUAAUAACCUUUUUUUAAAUGAGAAAGAUAGUGUAUAAGGUGGUAAUUUUUAUUAAUGUUCUAAUUUGGCAAAGCAAAAUUUAGUAAUCGAGACCCAUUUACCUAAUAUUAUUUUUAAUAUUAAUAUUUUGAAAUUUAAAGUUCUUGAAAUCCACAUCUGGGAGACCACAAGUCUAGUUGAUACAGUUGAGUAAGUCGGUUCUCCUUUAAAAGUUUUAUAGUUUGGUAAAGUUAAGACAUGCAUACCAAGUAGUUACAGUACAAACUGUUGUAAAGUACAUGCUGUAAAUUUAAAGUGAGCAGUAUAUAACAAAGACAGUGGUGUGGUAACUGUUUAAUCUCCAAAGUUAAAACUAUUUACAUGCUGUAGGUCUGUAAAAUACUUUUGAUUUCUAUCCAUGGAACUCAUCACCAUUGUUUAACCACAUUGAGAAAGUACUGCUAUGUCUAUAUUUUUAUUCUCUUAAUAUUAGGUGGAGUUUUCUGUAGUCAUCUGUUAAGUGUAGUUGGUUUAUA
Molecule: messenger RNA, 1159 nt
Organism: Piliocolobus tephrosceles (Ugandan red Colobus)
Lineage: Eukaryota; Metazoa; Chordata; Mammalia; Primates; Cercopithecidae
Product: eukaryotic translation initiation factor 1A, Y-chromosomal-like
Exons: 5
Coding region: 165-536 (123 amino acids)
Biological process (GO): translational initiation
Molecular function (GO): translation initiation factor activity; RNA binding
Source: RefSeq, a predicted model, not a curated record